Anthostomella pinea is the source of this 2442-nucleotide messenger RNA. The record is from the annotation of a GenBank genome assembly. Lineage: Eukaryota; Fungi; Ascomycota; Sordariomycetes; Xylariales; Xylariaceae.
AUGGAUAUUAACUUGAGUCUGUCGUGCAGGGCCACUCCGUCUACGCCACUGGUGGUGAAGUCGACGCCCAACAAGACCCCCGGAAAGCGCCUACUUUCGCAGAAGUCUGUCGAUCAAUUGUACAAGCCCUUCAAGUGUCCGGGUUCUGCGACGAGAACUCCAGCAUCCGACAAGCCGGUUCGAAAACGCAAGAAGGUUGACUACAGAGGAGCAGGAGGUGACGAUGAGGCCGACAAGCCAUAUACGAAUGCCGACCGCCUGGCUCUUGCAAACCGGGAUGCCAACCGAUUUCCCGUCUUCCAACCAAAGGACAAGGACAAGGUCUUUAGAAAAGCCUUCGCCAUUCCCUUGAUCAAUAAGGACUCAACAGCUUACAAUCCGAAUCGCCCCCCUCCUACUCUUGGCCUUCGACAGGGAGCUUCAUUUGUCGCGAAGGCGCUCCACGACCCCAGCGCCGAGUUCGCAAUCGUGCUAUACGACCCAACAGUUGAUGACAAGCCGAAAGAAGGUUCCACGCCCAAAGGAGACAAGGCGAAGGAGGAAGCAGAAGAGAAGCUGGAUGCCCCUCUCGUGCACAAGAGUCUGUCAGAGAUCUUGGGCAUUCGGAAGAAGGUCGAGGGAGAGCGUCCCAGGGUACCUGUUGUGAUCGAUCCGCGCCUUGCCAAAGUCCUGCGACCCCAUCAGGUUGAGGGUGUCAAGUUCAUGUACCAGUGUGUGACGGGCAUGAUCGAUGAAGCAGCCAAUGGCUGCAUCAUGGCCGACGAGAUGGGUCUGGGAAAAACGCUGCAAUGCAUCACGCUCCUCUGGACACUGCUCAAACAAUCACCCGACGCCGGCAAGCCAACCAUUCAGAAAGCCAUCGUCGCUUGCCCGUCCAGUUUGGUCCGCAACUGGGCCAAUGAGCUCGUGAAGUGGCUUGGACCGGAUGCGAUCACCCCUUUCGCCAUCGAUGGCAAGGCAUCCAAAGAAGAGCUGACUCGGCAGUUACGACAGUGGGCGAUUAGUACCGGCCGUGCUGUCACUCGCCCCGUCAUCAUCGUCUCGUAUGAGACACUACGACUGAACGUGGAGGAGCUCAAGAACACGGACAUCGGCCUGAUGCUGUGCGACGAAGGCCAUCGAUUGAAGAAUGGAGACAGUCAGACCUUCACUGCUCUAAACAACCUCAGAGUUAGUCGGAGAGUUAUCCUUUCAGGCACACCCAUCCAGAACGAUCUUUCCGAAUACUUCUCCUUGAUCAGCUUCGCAAAUCCCGGAUUGCUCGGCACCCGACUCGAAUUCCGGAAGAGGUUCGAAAUACCAAUUUUACGAGGCCGCGAUGCCGACGCGACUGAUAAGGACCGUGCGAGAGGCGACGAAUGUCUGCGUGGGCUUCUUGAUAUUGUCAACAAGUUCAUUAUCCGCCGUACCAACGAUAUCCUUUCGAAAUAUCUUCCGGUCAAGUACGAACACGUCGUCUUCUGCAACCUCGCUCCCUUCCAGCUGGACCUAUACAACUACUUCAUCAAGAGUCCCGAUAUCCAGGCGCUCUUACGUGGCAAGGGAAGUCAACCGCUCAAAGCUAUUGGCAUGCUCAAGAAGCUUUGCAACCAUCCAGAUCUGCUCAACCUUGCGGAAGAUCUACCUGGAAGCGAACAGUUCUGGCCAGAUGAUUAUGUACCAAAGGACGCACGCGGUCGUGAUCGAGAUAUCAAGCCAUGGUAUUCUGGUAAGAUGCAAGUACUCGACCGCAUGCUUGCACGGAUCCGACAAGACACGAACGACAAGAUCGUGCUUAUCAGCAAUUACACCCAGACCCUUGACCUCUUCGAGAAGCUCUGUCGCCACCGCGGAUAUGGCUCCUUCCGUCUGGAUGGUACCAUGAACGUGAACAAGCGCCAGAAGCUUGUUGACAAGUUCAAUGAUCCUGAAGGCCCCGAAACCGUGUUUCUGCUCUCCAGCAAGGCGGGUGGCUGUGGUCUCAAUCUCAUUGGCGCGAAUCGUCUCAUCCUCUUCGACCCCGACUGGAAUCCUGCUGCUGAUCAGCAGGCUCUGGCACGUGUGUGGCGUGACGGGCAGAAGAAGGACUGUUUCGUAUAUCGGUUCAUCGCAACCGGUUCUAUCGAGGAAAAGAUCUUUCAACGCCAGAGUCACAAGCAGUCUCUUUCAUCUUGCGUCGUCGAUUCGGCCGAAGACGUGGAACGCCACUUCUCACUGGACAGCUUGCGAGAGCUGUUCCAAUACAGAGGCAACACAAGAAGCGACACGCACGACACCUUCAAGUGCAAGAGGUGCAAGCCGGACGGCAAGCAAUACAUCCGAGCGCCGGCGUUGCUAUAUGGUGACACGAGCACCUGGAACCAUUUCAGCAACGAGGGCUUGAAGCCCAUCCAGGACCUGUUGCUGCGGCAGGAGUGCGGAGAGAAGGAAGUCUCUGCCGUGUUCCAGUAUAUAUCGCAUUAA